AUGUUAAAUAUAGCCGCAAGUUGUAUCGACGGCAGUCGCUCCCAUACCGUGCUGUUCCAAUAGUUUAUUUAUGAAGUGAAAUUAGAUAAGGUUAUGUGUGUGCCUAAUAUGAAAUAAUUAUGCAAUUCGAAGGAGCGAGACGACUUUGAGGGUGAAAAUGUCAAAGAUUUACGAAGAAGUGGACCCAGGGUUCGCAGUCAAGUGUAGUGACGUCACACUAUGCUCACACACGAAGGGCUUCUUCAGGGAGCUGGUAGAUGAGAUGGCCUCCCUGGCCGACAAGGAUGACUGGAUCCAGACAUUGGAGAAGUUGCCCGAGGCAGAAAAAAUUGCUGCAGUUUUGGACAAUAAGGAGGUUAUGGGCGCCAUGACAGAAGUGUUAUCGCGGAUCCAGCCUCUGUACCGAGGCAAAGACCCGAAGGUUUCGCAGGAGCGUCUUCAAGUCGCAAAGGCAGCCUUGGAUAAGGGUGACCUCAAGGAUGCCCUCACCUUGGUUACUCAGGCUAUUUUCAAGUCUCCUCCUGCAGGUUUGGACGACUCACUGGACGGAGGAGCUACGCUGGCCAUGUCCUUGUGGCUACGAUCUGAAGUGCUUCUGAAGAUGGACAGGCCUCAAGCUGCCUUGGAAGACCUGAAGAUGGCGCUGAAAGAACGACUCCCGGCCAAGAUGCGACCUUCCUACUACUGGCGUAUGGGGCAUUGUUACAAAGGUAUUGGCGAGGCAUCCAGAGCGAAGGUAUCGUACGAGCUGGCAGCACGGUUGUUGAGUAGUGAUGAAGAGGCUACAAACAGACUGGCCAAAGACAUAGCAAAUCUGGACUACUCCGUGCAACCGAAACAACCGACAGAAAAACCCAGGUUAUUGCUGACAGCGGGCGCUAAACCCAAUGCGCCUUCGCUCUCCAAGCUGCUCAAAAUCGCUGAGGAAGGCGGCAAGGGCCGCUACGCAGUAGCCAACGCCAGGAUUCGAACAGGGGACGUUCUGUUGGUGGACAGCCCCUACGCCGCCUGUCUCCUACCCGACUUCUUCGGGACUCAUUGUCAACACUGCUUUAAGAGGAUUGAGGACUGUAUUGACACAGCUCCAGUGUGGUGCCCCAGAUGUUCUGGAGUGGUGUUCUGCAGCGCGCAAUGUCGCGACACUGCGGCCUCCUACCACAGCCACGAGUGUCAGUUCUUGGAUCUCUUCAUUGGUUCCGGGAUGUCGGUUCUAAGUUUCAUAGCUCUGAGGAUGGUCACUCAAGCAGGACUGGAAACUUCCAUGGCGAUACAUUCAAAACAUUUAUCUGGCGACGCGAAAACGGUGGAGGGAACGGCUCUUAAUGAUAUUGAAGGUGUAGCCAAGAAAUUCAAAAUGAAAAGUAGGAAAGAAAGGUUGAACAGAUCCAGAAAAGUUAAAAGCUUGUCAGAGAAGGUCAAAGAAGAAGAUAUAGAAACUAAAGAAGACAAGAUGAAUAUAGAAGAGACAAUUGAGUUGAAGGCUGCACAAAUAUAUUCUUUGUGCACACAUUCCGAACAGAGAAAAGGCGAAGACUACUUGAAAAGAAUAAUUAUGGGACUAUUUUUGACGGAAUGUUUAAAAAAAGUGGGCUUUUUCAAAACAUGUGAAGCUGAUAAUAAAGUGAGAGCCGAGACAUCAAUCUGUGCGUUGAUUGUCAAGAACCUUCAACUGCUGCAGUUCAAUGCCCAUGAGAUCUACGAGACGGUCCGGGGGGAUCACCCCUUCUCUGGCUCCAAGCCAGUUUACAUCGCCGUGGGGAUCUAUCCUACGGGAGCUCUCUUCAACCACGAGUGCUAUCCUGCUGUUGCUAGAUACUUCGACGGCCGCAACGUCGUCCUCCGAGCGACGCGACCGCUUGCUCCCGGAGAUGUGGUGUCAGAGAACUACGGGCCCCACUUUAUGAUGAGAGGACUGAAGGAGCGUCAACGAGUGCUGGCAUGUAGAUACUGGUUCCGAUGCGAGUGCACCGCUUGUGUGGAAGACUGGCCCACUAUGCAGCAGUUGACCAGUAAUACUCCGCCUUAUUUGAGGUGUGACAACGCGGACUGCUCGUAUAAAUUUCGAGCCAACAUGCAGUCCCUGCCAAAUAGGUGUCCCAAAUGCUCAACGGCCAUCGAAAGCGAGAUCGUAAAGGCUGGUCUGGAUACAAUCCAAAAGUGUAUUGAUCUUUAUCAGAAAGGAGCACACCUGAUGGACGAAGGCCGUACUGAAGAUGCUACGUCGGCCAUGUGCGAUGGCAUAGACUUGUACCACGAGAUCGCCAGGCCUCCGCAUCGAGACACGCACCUUGCUCAGGAAUCACUGAGAUCCUGCUUCGCAGCAGCUGGCAAUGUGCACAUAGUACCAGCCAAAGAUAUAGCUGCCAAAUAAAUCACCAUAAAACCAGGACGGUUUGAAUAAGAAAGGUUAAUGUGCUGCCAUUACAUUAAUGUACGAGAAGUCUCAUCCAUAGCUCCUUACAAUAGAUCCAAUACUGUCUAUGUACGAAACGGAAGCUAGUCUUGCAUAGGAUUAUCAUUCGCAGAUGGAGAUCACAACAUGCUAUCAUGAUCAAAGCAGGUAGUAGGUUGGCCUGACAAUGGAAAGACUAGUAGUUUGUCUCCUUGAAUCAUCUGUAACUAUGGUUUAAGAUAUCCUUAGUAGAUACCAUUGGAGCUGUUACCAAAUUUACUAAUUGUUACCCGUUAAGUUUUUAUGUCAAAAUAAAAUUGUUAUAUGUACUGUAAA
Molecule: messenger RNA, 2728 nt
Organism: Plodia interpunctella (Indianmeal moth)
Lineage: Eukaryota; Metazoa; Arthropoda; Insecta; Lepidoptera; Pyralidae
Gene: Smyd4-2
Product: SET and MYND domain containing, class 4, member 2
Biological process (GO): compound eye photoreceptor development
Cellular component (GO): cytoplasm; nucleus
Molecular function (GO): histone deacetylase binding
Source: RefSeq, a predicted model, not a curated record